CGGGCUACAAAAGUGAACCAGACGCCGAAGUCUACUAUUGAGAGGGCAGUACACCAAAAGGAGGUCUCCGGUUAGAGCGGUGAAUCAUUUAAGGUAUGCCUUAGGAAAAGGAAACUGAAACAAAAUAGCUCUGGUUUCUGGAGACUCCGCCUCUUCACACCCACAGUGGCACACCCACAGCUCACACUUAAAAGUCUCUGACUGUGAGAGCAAGCAGCCAGAAGCUAAGAGAAGCAGACUCCUUAAUUCCAGGGGACCUAGAGCUAGAGCCUACAGCAAUGGCCUGGGACCUAAAGGUGAAGAUGCUGGGGGGUAACGAUUUCCUGGUGUCUGUGACUAACUCUAUGAUGGUGUCAGAACUGAAGAAGCAGAUUGCCCAGAAGAUUGGUGUGCCGGCUUUCCAGCAGCGCCUAGCCCACCAAAAUGAAGUGCUCCAGGACAGUGUUACCCUUUCCAGGCUGGAUCUGGGUCCCGGCAGCACAGUCAUGUUAGUGGUACAGAACUGCAGCGACCCUCUGAGCAUCCUGGUGAGAAACGAAAGGGGCCACAGCAACAUCUAUGAGGUCUGUCUGACACAGACUGUAGAAGUGCUUAAGAAGAAGGUGUCCCAGCGGGAACAAGUCCAUGAAGACCAGUUCUGGCUGAGCUUCGAGGGAAGGCCCAUGGAGGACAAAGAGCCACUGGGGGAGUAUGGCCUAAAGCCCCAGUGCACAGUGAUCAAGCAUUUGCGCCUGAGGGGGGGAGGGGACCAUUAUGCCUAAGGCCCCUAUCCAGAGCCAGUGUUGGUUAUAAAAGAUGAUGCAAUAAAAAGUUCUGCUGCCUGUUUGCUUGUCCCUCUCCAGAAAUGCCCUUCUAUCCAUGGUGACAAGGCUCU
Molecule: messenger RNA, 874 nt
Organism: Mus pahari (shrew mouse)
Lineage: Eukaryota; Metazoa; Chordata; Mammalia; Rodentia; Muridae
Gene: Isg15
Product: ISG15 ubiquitin like modifier
Exons: 3
Coding region: 279-761 (160 amino acids)
Biological process (GO): ubiquitin-dependent protein catabolic process
Cellular component (GO): cytosol
Molecular function (GO): polyubiquitin modification-dependent protein binding
Source: RefSeq, a predicted model, not a curated record